GUUUCCGUUUCAGUUUCAGUGCGUGGCAUAUACUCUACCAUUCACAAUACCGAAAGAAGUCGGUGGCUCCGACCCUCUCUCUCUCUCUCUGGCGGAGAGGUUUCUUUCGGCGUUGCUUUUAGAUCCGUCUCUUCUCUCUGUAAGAAAGAUUGCAAGGAAGUCAGGUUUCAGAAGGAUUCAUAAAUUUAAUAUGCAUAGAAUGGAUAAUAGAGGUGACUUUCUUCAAUUGCUUGGACCUUACGUGUCAAUAGAGAUUCUCAACCAUUUGGAUGACCCAUCUGACCUUGUUCGCGCUUGUUCUGUUUCAAGAUCUUGGCACCGAUUUGUGAUUGAAAAUGGCACUUGUAAGCAGCUCUUCUUGAAAAGGUUUCCUGAGAUAGAUAAUGAAGCCCAUAUUAUUGAAUUGAACAACAUGAUAGGACCUACAAAACUCAGCAGUGAUAAUUCUACAGAAUGGGAACGCCUUAAGAGGGAUCACAGAGUAUAUGCCUUCUUAUUAGCCCAAGCUCUGAGCCCUUCCAUACGAACAGAUUGCUUAUCAGAGCCCAUUAGUGCAUCCAGCACUGAUAAUUACCCUGACGAAAGCAUACGGAAUACUUUGGAACCGAGGGAUAGAGUUGAGGGCAGUCCUUCAUACUGGUCAAGUGGAGGGGAAAAUGAUCCCAAUGUUCCCGAGACAUUAACCUACAAGUUGGUUAACAAUUUGUGUGUUGUUACUGAAAUCCGUGUGCAACCGUUCCUAGAAAAUUCUGUUUACAUAUCAGCAUAUUUUCAGUAUGGCUUCCCUAUAUAUUCAUCUAAAGCUGUUCGAUUUAGAAUGGGCUAUCCCAGACGUCCAUUGGAAUUUAACAAUGACAUCAAAGAUGCUUUGUUAGCUUCGCACAAAUGGUUGGAUGAGAUUACUUGGACAUAUACAUCACCAGAAUUUCCAAUGGCUCAGGAGAACUGCUUGCAAGCGUUUAAGUUACCGGAACCUGUUCUUGGCAUCGGAGGUAUUCUGCAGGUUGAGCUAUUGGGCCGGGUUCAGAGACAGGAAAUGGAUGAGUUAUACUACAUAUGCGUCUCCCAUGUUCAAGUUCUGGGACGACCACUCUUACAACCGUUUGAUAUCGAAGUACCUGAUCCCUCAGGAUCGUGUGCCUUAAAUUACAACCUGAAAACAGAGGCAAUACCUUCUCACAUGCACGGAUUUACUGAUAUAUCGAUGCAGCUGCUCGGGAAUGGGGCUGUUGUCGCCGAUCAUGAAUCAGAUGAAGAGCCGUCAGCCUGAUGUAUAACAACUACUUACUUUCCAUUUGUUUUUUUUUUUUUUAAUCUCUUAAAUAAAUCCAGCAGAGUCUGGAGAUAUUACUGGGUAGUACCGAGAUGGUUAUCACUCUUUUUCAAUGUUAUUAAUGUACUUCCUGAGUUCAACCACUAUUAUCAAUCAACUACUGGACAAAAUUUACCUGGUA
This is a messenger RNA of Carya illinoinensis, 1454 nucleotides long. Its product is annotated as F-box protein At4g00755-like. Bases 191 to 1270 code for a protein of 359 amino acids. The transcript has 6 exons. The record is from RefSeq and is a predicted model, not a curated record. NCBI's taxonomy places the organism in Eukaryota, Viridiplantae, Streptophyta, Magnoliopsida, Fagales, Juglandaceae. Gene Ontology annotation, molecular function: protein binding.